AGUCUUCAUUCUGGGAUCACUCCAUCAUCGGUCACCUCGUUGAAGUUAAGUCCCGGCUUCAACCAACCUCUACUCGCGGGACAUAUUCCAUUGUCAGUCACUUCGUUGACCUUUGGUAUCAGGUUUAACCAACCUCUGCUCGCUGGACACAUUCCAUCGUCGGUCACCUCGUUGGACAUUGGUCACAAUUUCAAUCAACCUCUGCUCGCUGGACACAUUCCAGCAUCGGUCACUUCAUUGACUUUCGGACUCUUCAACCAGCCUCUGCUUGCUGAUCAUAUUCCAUCGUCAGUCACCUCGUUGAUCUUUGGUAGCUUCAAU
This is a messenger RNA of Acytostelium subglobosum LB1, 321 nucleotides long. RefSeq lists its product as hypothetical. The transcript has a single exon. Lineage: Eukaryota; Evosea; Eumycetozoa; Acytosteliales; Acytosteliaceae. The record is from RefSeq and is a predicted model, not a curated record. The annotation marks the transcript as partial.